AUGCAGCGCCCCCCGAGCCCGCGGUCGCCGCCGCCCGCGGUCCUGCUCCUGCUGCUGCUGCCGCUGCCGCUCGGAGCCGGCGAACCCCUUCCCACAGAGAGACGGCUCCUGAACAGCUGUAUCCAGGCCCGGAGGAAGUGCCAGGCUGAUCCCACUUGCAAGGCUGCCUACCACCACCUGGAUUCCUGCACCUCUAGUAUAAGCACCCCAUUGCCCUCAGAGGAGCCUUCAGUCCCUGCAGACUGCCUAGAGGCAGCACAACAACUCAGGAACAGCUCUCUGAAAGGCUGUACAUGCCACCGUCGCAUGAAGAACCAAGCUACCUGCCUGGGUAUCUAUUGGACCAUUCACCGUGCACGCAGCCUUGGUGACUAUGAGCUGGAGGUCUCCCCGUAUGAAGAUGCAGUGACCAGCAAACCCUGGAAAAUCGAUCUCAAUGAACUGAACGUGCUCAAACCAGACUGGGACCUCUGCCUCAAGUUCGCUAUGCUGUGUACUCUCAAUGACAAGUGUGACCGGCUGCGCAAGGCCUACGGGGAGGCGUGCUCUGGGCCCCGCUGCCAGCGCCAAGUCUGCCUCGGGCAGCUGCUCACCUUCUUCGAGAAGGCGGCGGAGUCCCACGCGCAGGGAAUGCUGCUGUGCCCGUGCGCGCCCACCGACCGCGGCUGCGGGGAGCGCCGGCGCAACACCAUCGCCCCCCGCUGCGCGCUGCCGUCCGCCGCCCCCAGCUGCCUGGAGCUGCAGCGCCUCUGCCUCUCCGACCCGCUGUGCAGAUCACGCCUGGUGGAUUUCCAGACCCACUGCCAUCCCAUGGACAUCCUGGGGACUUGUGCAACAGAGCAGUCCAGAUGUCUACGAGCAUACCUGGGGCUGAUUGGAACUGUCAUGACCCCCAACUUUGUCAGCAACGUCAAUGCCAGUGUUGCUUUAAGCUGCACCUGCCAAGGCAGUGGCAACCUGCAGGAGGAGUGUGAACAGCUGGAAGGGUUCUUCUCCCGUAACCCCUGCCUCACGGAGGCCAUUGCAGCUAAGAUGCAUUUUCACAGCCAACUGUUCUCCCAGGACCGGGCAGACUCUACCUUUUCUGUGGUGGAACACCAGAAUAAAAACCCUGCUCUGAGGUCACUGGCCUGGGUGCCCUCUCUUUUCUCCUGCACACUUACCUUGAUUCUGCUCCUGAGCUUCUGGUAG
Molecule: messenger RNA, 1191 nt
Organism: Propithecus coquereli (Coquerel's sifaka)
Lineage: Eukaryota; Metazoa; Chordata; Mammalia; Primates; Indriidae
Gene: GFRA3
Product: GDNF family receptor alpha 3
Exons: 8
Coding region: 1-1191 (396 amino acids)
Biological process (GO): nervous system development
Cellular component (GO): signaling receptor complex; external side of plasma membrane
Molecular function (GO): signaling receptor activity
Source: RefSeq, a predicted model, not a curated record